Onthophagus taurus is the source of this 2006-nucleotide messenger RNA. Its product is annotated as oocyte zinc finger protein XlCOF6. NCBI's taxonomy places the organism in Eukaryota, Metazoa, Arthropoda, Insecta, Coleoptera, Scarabaeidae. The record is from RefSeq and is a predicted model, not a curated record.
UUUUACAACCACUGACGUACUCUCCUUAAGGUGUUGACAUAAUUUCAAUACGUUCAUAAAAGCAACAAAUGUGACCCUAAUCAUUAAAACUGUGCAUUUUUAUUGUUUUCUUAAAUUAUUACAGCCUCCUGCAGGGUUAUCUUCGACUCUUUUCAUUCUUUUCUACUUUUUUGUGCCAUUAUUCUCGAAAAUAUUGUGAUUUAUACACGAAAAUGACUACGAUAAGAAUCAGUGAUUGUCAAACGGUGGAGAUGAAAACUGAUUUAACUGGAAAUAAUAAUACUGGAAAUGUUAUAUGGAAUGUUGAGUUACCACAAUUAACAUCGGAUGAAUGUUUGCCGGUUAUAGGAAGUUCAAGUUCAAUUUUAACAAAUUUAGAUGCAGAAAAAAGUUUACACAAUUUAGAAGUUGGUCAAAACAUGGAAUUUAUUGUUUUACAAGAUAACGAAAAGCUUCCACAAUUUCAAACUAGUACAAAUUUUUUUGUGGUAAAGAGAAAUAUAAAACAAUUAGAAUCUAUUGAUGGUGCUACAGUUUUAACUGCAAUAACUAGAGAUGUAGAUGAUUCAUAUUUUUUUUGUUCACUAUGUCCUUUUUUUUGUUUGCAAGAGAAACGACUUUCUGAUCAUAUGGAAACUGCACAUAAAAAUGGUGAAACAAUGAAGAUUAUUAAAUAUAAAUGCCCUGGUUGUGAAAACAUAUUUUUUCAAAAAUUAUCUUUAAAGGCUCAUUUAAUAAACGAUCAUAUGGUUUUAAGUUCAGAUUUAACUAAAAUUGUUACAAAUGUAAUUAAAAAGUUAGCAAAUAACAGAAAAGAUUUGGAAAUUGUUAUUAAUAGCAAAGCUGAGACUUUAAAUUGUAAAAAUGAAAUUGAUACGAAAUUUAAUAAUAAACUUCCAAGUUUACAUACAGAAAAAAUUAUUGAAGGUGAUGAAUUAAAUAAUGGAGAGUUACCAAAUAAUUCAAACGAAUCGUUACCAGAUAUAAGUCAAACGUUAGAUAAUUUAAGUAAUUUAAACACUUCAUUGGUAGUUAAUUUACCAACAAUUGAUAUAUUACCAUGUAAUUCAGAAAAAAUGUUUAAUAAUUUCGUUAAAAAACGUAAUUCCUCGACAAUAUCAAAACUUUUAGACCGAAAAUUGCACCGGUGUACUCUAUCCGGUUGUAACGUGCGUUUACAAAACAUGGAAAAAUUAAAUUACCACAUAAAAUGUCAUAGUGAUACAACAUUCAAGUGUCCGGAAUGUAAUGAGGCGUUCGCAUUUUGGAAACCGCUCACCGGACAUUUAUGGCGCCAACAUAAAAUCGACAUGGAAUUAUUUUCUUGUGAUAAAUGCGAUUAUAAAACGUAUAGUUUGGGAAAAUUAAAUAAUAUCCAUAAAUUGAUACACAACGAUGCCAAACCGUAUAUUUGUAAUUUAUGUCCAAGAGCGUUUAAAAAUUCGAAACAAUUACGAAAUCAUAAAACUUUACAUAAACAAAAAACCCAAAAAAAUAAUAGUGUUAUGUGUGAGAUCUGUUCCAAAUAUUUUUCAAAUCGACGACAAUUAAGAGUACACACGGAUAGUGUUCACAAAAAAAUUAAACCGUUUUUAUGUACAUAUUGUGGAUAUAAAGGGGCUACUAAAAGUGCUUUAAGAAUGCAUACAAGACAACACACAGGUGAAAAACCUUUUGCAUGUGAUACAUGUUCAUAUACAACAGCUGAUCAUAAUUCAUUAAGAAGACACAAAUUAAGGCAUUCAGGUGAAAUGCCGUAUAAAUGUAUUCACUGCGAUUAUGCUUGUAUACAAAGCAGUACUUACAAAGUUCAUCUAAAAACGAAACAUCCCGGAUUAGAACAAGAUUUAUUGUAUUCAUGUACAGAGUGUUUGUUUAGAACUAUCAAUAAAAGUAUGUUUAAAACACACGUUUCAACAAUGCAUAAUAAUACAACAUUAACUUGAUUCAUUAAUUUAUUGUUAACAAAUAAGAUUAUUAUAUCUAAUAUAAACCGCUAUAAAAUC